AUGGACGAGAUUCUUCGAGAGGGCCAGGAACUGGCUCCCCCCAGCCGGGAGGAAACCAAGUACUUUGCGAGCAUGUUUCCCAAACCUCAUUCUCCCACCCCAUCGCUGGAGCCGACAGCCCCCAUGGAUACCAGGGAACAACCAAAGCGUGGCAUUUUAGAAGAUUCUUCGGUCAAGGAGGAGGGACAGCAGAAAGCUCACAAAGCAGCAGAGAAGGCCACACCGAAGGCAGAGCCAGCUCCAACAAUAUCCACCACAGCCACCCCGACCGGAUCUCAGAGCUCGCAGACUCAACAGUCCCUGCAUGCAGCUCCUUCGACGGCAAUCAACGACUCACAGUCGAAGGGCAAGAACAAAGGCAAGAAGGACAAGAACAAGGGCAAGGGCAAAGGCCAAAAGAAUGGCAGCAACGGAUACAUCUUCUUCCUACGAACAGCCGGGCCAGAAUCAAUCAUUCCGCCACUAGCCCGAGUAUCGCAAGCAUGGAACCUGGCCAAAGAAACCGAGAUCCCCCGCUAUCCUCUUCGUAUCGUUCUUCUGUCAGCCCUCCUGGAAGCCACCAUAGAGCGUGCAGAAGCGGCCGUGACUCCGGAGAAGAAGGGGGGAAACAGUACAGGCGGGACUUGUGAUCGACAAAGGCGAAGAGUUGUAUUGGCCAUACAUCCAGUGGAAUCAAGAACAGCGCACGGAAGAGGUGAUCUCCACGGACCAGGCACGGCCAUUGGAACAUUCGCGACUACUGAGGAAACUGAAUCACCUGCGGGACUCCAUCACGCCGGUCACCACAAGAUUGCGGAACAGCUGGAAACCGAGGUCUAUCGUCUGGUUCUGGAAGUCGAAACGGUUGGGGAGGAAGCCCAGAACAUUCACGAGUGGCUUCGUCUUCUUGCGAACUGCACGGUUUGGAAGCUGAUCGGAGGCCGAUUUCGGAGGGAGCGAUUGGGACGCUACUGGGGCAGUGAGACGAAGUGCUGA
Symbiodinium sp. CCMP2592 is the source of this 975-nucleotide messenger RNA. The record is from the annotation of a GenBank genome assembly. NCBI's taxonomy places the organism in Eukaryota, Dinophyceae, Suessiales, Symbiodiniaceae.